Sorex fumeus (smoky shrew) is the source of this 1560-nucleotide messenger RNA. It is a transcript of the gene PDIA2, whose product is annotated as protein disulfide isomerase family A member 2. The record is from RefSeq and is a predicted model, not a curated record. Gene Ontology annotation, biological process: protein folding; response to endoplasmic reticulum stress. Gene Ontology annotation, cellular component: endoplasmic reticulum. The transcript has 11 exons. Lineage: Eukaryota; Metazoa; Chordata; Mammalia; Eulipotyphla; Soricidae. Gene Ontology annotation, molecular function: protein disulfide isomerase activity. The coding region runs from base 13 to 1554 and encodes 513 amino acids.
CCCGGCACCACUAUGGACAGCAGGCCCCUGCCUUGGCUGCUGCUCGUGCUGCUGCUGCUCUGGGCCCCGAACCUGCGGGGCCAGGAGGAGCCCCCGCCGGAGGACCCCCCCCAGGAGGAGGAUGGGGUCUUAGUGCUGAGUCAGAGCACCCUGGGCCGGGCACUGCGUGAGCACCCCGCCCUGCUGGUGGAGUUCUACGCCCCCUGGUGUGGGCACUGCAAGGCACUGGCCCCCGAGUACAGCAAGGCAGCAGGGCUACUGGCAGCAGAGUCAAGCAAAGUUCGGCUGGCCAAGGUGGACGGGCCCUCGGAGCCAGAGCUGACCAAAGAGUUUGCUGUGACGGGGUACCCCACGCUCAAGUUCUUCCGGGACGGGAACCGUACUCACCCUGAGGAGUACACAGGCCCACGGGAGGCUGAAGGCAUUGCCGAGUGGCUGAGGAGGCGGGUGGGGUCCAGUGCCACACAGCUGGAGGACGAGGAGGGGGCCCAGGCGCUGAUUGAUUCCCAGGAUGUGGUAGUCAUUGGCUUUUUCCAGGAUCUGCAGGAUGAGGAUGUGGCCACCUUCCUGGCCCUGGCUCAGGAUGCCCUGGACAUGACCUUCGGCUUCACUGACCGCCCGCAGCUCUUCCAGAAGUUCGGCCUCACAAAGGACACCGUGGUCCUCUUCAAGAAGUUUGACGAGGGCCGGGCAGACUUCCCUGUGGACGAGGAGCUGGGCCUAGACCAGGGGGACUUGUCCCGCUUCCUCCUCACACACAGCAUGCGACUGGUCACGGAGUUCAAUAGCAAGACCUCACCCAAGAUCUUCGGGGCGAGGAUCCUCAACCACCUUCUGCUGUUUGUCAACCAGACGCUGAGCCCCCACAGGGAGCUGCUGGCUGGGUUUGGGGAGGCGGCUCCGCCAUUCCGAGGGCAGGUGCUCUUCGUAGUAGUGGAUGUGGCUGCGGACAAUGCCCACGUGCUGCAGUACUUUGGCCUCAAGGCCGAGGAGGCCCCCACCCUGCGCUUCAUCAAUGUGGAGACCACCAAGAAGUACGCUCUCACGGAUGGGACCCCUGUCACUGCAGCCUCGGUCACUGCCUUCUGCCACUCAGUCCUUGAUGGCAAGCUCAAGCCCUAUCUUAAGAGCCAGGACAUCCCCCCGGACUGGGACCAGCAGCCAGUCAAGACUCUCGUGGGCAAGAAUUUCGAGCAGGUGGCUUUUGAUGAGACCAAGAAUGUGUUUGUAAAGUUCUAUGCCCCCUGGUGCACCCACUGCAAAGAGAUGGCCCCGGCCUGGGAGGCACUGGCUGAGAAGUACAAGGACCAUGAGGACAUCAUCAUUGCUGAGCUGGAUGCCACAGCCAACGAGCUAGAGGCCUUGGCCAUUCACGGUUUCCCCACACUCAAGUACUUCCCCGCCGGCCAGGGGCGCAAGGUGAUUGAGUAUAAGAGCAACAGAGACCUGGAGACAUUUUCCAAGUUCCUGGACAGUGGGGGCGAGCUCCCUGUGGAGGAGCCAGCACCGGAGACCCCAGACAAUUCUACGCGGGAGCCCAAGGAGGAGCUGUAGGGCCCC